Messenger RNA from Pocillopora damicornis (cauliflower coral), 2563 nucleotides. Its product is annotated as thymidine phosphorylase. Gene Ontology annotation, biological process: pyrimidine nucleobase metabolic process; pyrimidine nucleoside metabolic process. The record is from RefSeq and is a predicted model, not a curated record. Gene Ontology annotation, molecular function: pyrimidine-nucleoside phosphorylase activity; 1,4-alpha-oligoglucan phosphorylase activity. NCBI's taxonomy places the organism in Eukaryota, Metazoa, Cnidaria, Anthozoa, Scleractinia, Pocilloporidae. Gene Ontology annotation, cellular component: cytosol.
UUCUUUACGUGUCUUAUUGCAGCGUAGAAUUAUUUCACUAUGUUUGACGCUAAAUGAAACUUGAAUUGGGAAAUGUUCUAAAAUUUCUUAGGGUCAGCUGGGCUGAGUGGCCAUAGACCUUAAAAAAAAUAUAACAAUACAUGUUACAAUUUGAGGUACUCGUCUGGAAAGCGUUAUUCGUGUAUCUCUAAUUAGGGGGCUGUGUUCUCUUUUCAUUUGUAUCAUUUGUAGCGUUGUAACUCUUUAAAAUGUCCAGUGAAUACUGCAUUCCAGACCUGAUCGCUAAAAAGAGGGAUGGCGAUGAACUAAGCGAGGAAGAGAUACAUCAUUUCGUGAAGGCUUCUUACUCGUCGAAUGGUGCGUCUGAGAGCCAGAUCGGCGCGAUGCUCAUGGCUAUGUAUUUAAAGGGACUGAACCGGGAAGAAACGGUAAGCCUUACGAAAGCGAUGCUUUCGUCGGGCAGUUCUCUGACGUGGCCUGAAGAGUGGCAAGGAAGUGUGGCAGAUAAGCAUUCAACAGGAGGAGUGGGGGAUAAAGUGAGUUUAGCGCUCGCACCCGCGUUGGCUGUGUGUGGAGUGAAGGUGCCGAUGAUUUCUGGUCGAGGCCUUGGUCAUACUGAAUGUCAAAUUGACCUUUUUUUUUGUCACCUCCUAUCAGAAAACCCAUCAGCCCUUGUGCUGGAUGUAAAAGUUGGCAAAGCAGCCUUUGCAACCACGGAGGAGAGAGCUAAGGCUCUUGCUCAGACCAUGGUUGGUAUAUGCGUUGGUUUAGGCAUCAAGGCAGUGGCCCUGAUCACCACCAUGGAUGCACCAUUGGGAAAAGCUAUAGGUAACAGUGUGGAGGUUGCAGAAGCCAUCAGCUGUCUGAAUGGAAGGGGCCCUGAAGAUUUGAAAGAACUUGUGAUUGAACAAGGUGGUUACAUACUUGAAGCUUUAAACAAAGCAGAAUCACAGAAAGCUGGUGCAAAACUCAUUGCAGAUGCACUGGAAAAUGGAAAAGCUCUUCAAAAAUUCUGUGACAUGCUGAAAGCACAGGGAGUCUCGCCAGAUUUGGCUAAAAAUCUCUGUACCCGAGAUGCAGAUCCCUUCAGUAUCUUACCCAUUGCUGCCAAAAGAUUUGACCUUCUUGUAGACAAGAGUGGAAUUGUGACUGUUAUUGAUGCUCUUGUCCUCGCAAAAGUGAGUCACAAGCUUGGUGCAGGGAGAAGUAAUGUGGCUGAUAAAGUUGAUCAUGGAGUUGGGUUUGUCCUUGAUGUGCGCGUAGGUCAAUUUGUUCGUAAGGAUGAUAAAUGGGUGACUGUGUACCACAAUGGUAACCUUUCUGAUUCUCAGAUUGCUGAAUUGAAAAGUGCCUUGGAGAUUAAUGAAAAUGGUAGCACUGCAGAUAAACCCAUAGCUUCAAGAAUUUUUGAUGUCAUUGACAGCAGAAGACGAAAUUCAAUUUUUGUUGGUCAGUGAAUUACAGAAAAUUUGUGGAGAAAAUCACCUAAAUUUUUUUAAACCAGGAUUCAUGAUACAAUUGUAUUUUAUUUUUACAUUUGCUAAAAUGAUAGUGGUGUAUGUACUUGUCACUUCAUGAAGGUUUGUGUAGGAAGGUUUAAUUUUGUUAUUCUGACUGGGAAGUUUUGCAUGAUGGCAAGACUUUCAUAAGGUUUUGAUUACUUUACCAUUUCCUCUAAAGAAAAUAGUUCAAAAAUCAUUCUUGCUUAAAUUAGUGUUUAGAAUAGUAUCUUCCCAAAUAUUUGCAUCUUUCACUCCUCUGUAAUAGCAUCAUUGAUCAUCAGUAUUCACAUAAUUUGCAUCUUUCACACCAUUAUAAUAGCAUCAUUGAUUUUCAGUAUUCACACAAUUUGCAUCUCUCACUCCACUGUAAUAGCAUCAUUGAUCAUCAGCAUUCACACAAUUUUGUAUUCAUGAAACUCUCUCUCUCCCUCUCUACUUAAAGCAUUACUCAAGUAAAUUGUCAAAAUGGUGGAAAAUUGAAUCUACUGGUUUAUAUGCAGUUGUUGACUUGAAUAGUUUAAAGUAUUAUACCUAGAGUUACAUACUUUGCCAGAAAUACACAAUCAAAUGAAACAUCUUUGCAAACAAAUUGGAUAAUGAAUAGAGUGUACCUAAUUUAUGACAUUAUUUAGUUAUGGCUAUAAUAGUUUCAAAUAUUUGUAUGGUAUUAUUAAUGAGACUUCCUUUACUUCUUGUCGUAUCUUAAAAUGAAACAGUGAUAUGUACUUUAAUAGCUUUAGUUUGGAACCCACAUAAUUAAUAAGGAGCAAAUUCAUGAUAAUUUCAAAUUUUAUUUGGUGUAAUAACUGAAAUGUACAUGAAGAGUAAUAUAUGGCUGUAAACAUAGUCACUUUCAUUAUGUUAAUCAAUUUCCUUCACAAAGAUGAAAAUUUUCAAGCUUAUUUUUGGUAUAUUAUGCGAGAUAUUGCAGUUAAUAAGUUAAAAUAAUUUUCAGCAUUGUAAUUCUAAUAUUAUUGUUAUAGUUGAGUAUUGUACUAUUUGCUUUAGGGUUAAAGUGUAGCAACCCAGUAAAGUUGAAAUACAAGCUAUAUGAAAUUCAA